Pogona vitticeps (central bearded dragon) is the source of this 2500-nucleotide messenger RNA. NCBI's taxonomy places the organism in Eukaryota, Metazoa, Chordata, Lepidosauria, Squamata, Agamidae. The record is from RefSeq and is a predicted model, not a curated record.
AUGGACCCCCACCCGACCCCUAGCCUCCAUAGCUCACCGACGACACAGCAGUCUCCUCAAGAUGAGCAGGAGAAGCUCUUGGACGAAGCCAUUCAGGCGGUCAAGGUCCAGUCCUUUCAAAUGAAGCGGUGCCUGGACAAAAACAAGUUAAUGGAUGCUUUGAAACAUGCCUCAAAUAUGCUUGGGGAGCUUCGGACUUCAAUGUUGUCUCCAAAGAGUUAUUACGAGCUCUAUAUGGCGAUCUCGGAUGAGCUCCACUACCUGGAGGUGUACCUGACCGAUGAAUUUGCAAAAGGGAGGAAAGUGGCUGAUCUGUACGAACUGGUCCAGUAUGCUGGCAACAUCAUCCCCAGGCUCUAUUUGCUCAUCACAGUUGGCGUUGUCUACGUGAAGUCCUUCCCUCAGUCCAGGAAGGACAUCUUGAAAGACCUGGUGGAGAUGUGUCGGGGUGUCCAGCAUCCCCUGAGAGGACUGUUCCUCCGGAACUACCUCCUUCAGUGCACCCGGAACAUCUUGCCCGAUGACGGGGAGCAGACAGAUGAGGAGACCACCGGGGACAUCAGCGACUCCAUGGAUUUCGUGCUGCUGAACUUCGCCGAGAUGAACAAGCUGUGGGUGCGGAUGCAGCACCAAGGGCACAGCCGAGACCGGGAGAAGAGGGAGCGCGAGAGGCAGGAGCUGAGGAUCUUGGUGGGCACCAACUUGGUCCGCCUGAGCCAGCUGGAAGGCGUCAACGUGGAGAGAUACAAGCAGAUCGUCCUGCCUGGCAUCUUGGAGCAAGUAGUGAACUGUCGGGAUGCUCUGGCUCAGGAAUACCUCAUGGAAUGUAUCAUACAGGUCUUCCCUGAUGAAUUCCACCUCCAGACCUUGAAUCCUUUUCUACGAGCAUGUGCAGAGUUACACCAAAACGUGAAUGUGAAAAAUAUAAUCAUUGCAUUAAUCGACAGGCUCGCCCUCUUUGCCCACCGAGAGGACGGCCCCGGGAUCCCCGCUGACAUCAAGCUCUUUGACAUCUUCUCCCAGCAGGUGGCCACGGUCAUACAGUCUCGGCAAGACAUGCCUUCCGAAGAUGUCGUCUCCCUCCAAGUCUCUCUCAUCAACUUGGCGAUGAAGUGCUACCCGGAUCGCGUGGACUACGUCGACAAAGUUCUGGAGACGACAGUGGAGAUCUUUAACAAGCUGAACCUGGAGCACAUCGCCACGAGUAGCGCGGUCUCGAAGGAGCUGACGAGGCUGCUGAAGAUCCCCAUUGACACCUACAACAACCUCCUCACGGUCCUGAAGCUGAAGCAUUUCCACCCGCUGUUCGAGUACUUUGACUACGAGUCCAGGAAGAGCAUGAGCUGUUACGUGCUCAGCAACGUGCUGGAUUACAACACUGAGAUUGUCUCCCAGGAUCAGGUAGACGCCAUCAUGAACCUCGUGUCAACGUUGAUCCAGGACCAGCCCGAUCAACCCGCGGAAGAUCCGGAUCCCGAAGAUUUUGCCGACGAACAAGGCCUGGUGGGCAGGUUUAUUCACCUCCUUCGCUCCGAAGAUCCCAAUCAGCAGUACCUGAUUUUAAAUACUGCCCGGAAACACUUUGGUGCUGGUGGAAACCAGCGUAUCCGGUUCACGUUACCACCAUUGGUGUUUGCUGCCUACCAGCUGGCCUUCCGCUACAAGGAGAAUGCUAAAGUGGAUGACAAAUGGGAGAAGAAAUGCCAGAAAAUCUUCACCUUCGCCCACCAGACCAUCAGCGCGUUGAUCAAGGCGGAACUGGCCGAGCUUCCGCUGCGACUUUUCCUCCAGGGGGCGCUGGCGGCCGGGGAGAUUGGGUUUGAAAACCACGAAACGGUGGCCUACGAAUUCAUGUCCCAGGCGUUUUCUCUGUAUGAAGACGAAAUCAGCGACUCAAAGGCGCAGCUGGCCGCCAUCACCUUGAUCAUCGGGACCUUCGAGCGCAUGAAGUGCUUUGGAGAGGAGAAUCAUGAGCCUCUGCGGACUCAGUGCGCCUUGGCCGCUUCCAAGCUGCUGAAGAAGCCGGACCAGUGCCGGGCUGUCAGCACCUGCGCCCACCUCUUCUGGUCCGGCCGCAACACAGACAAGAACGGGGAAGAGCUUCAUGGAGGGAAGCGAGUCAUGGAGUGCUUGAAAAAGGCGUUGAAGAUCGCCAAUCAGUGCAUGGACCCUUCGCUCCAAGUGCAGUUGUUCAUAGAAAUUCUGAACCGAUACAUCUACUUUUACGAGAAGGAGAACGAAGCGGUGACAAUUCAGGUUUUGAAUCAGCUUAUACAAAAAAUCCGGGAAGACCUCCCAAACCUGGAGUCGACCGAGGAAACAGAACAGAUCAACAAACAUUUCCAAAACACACUGGAGCACUUGCGCCUGAGGAGAGAGUCGCCGGAAUCGGAGGGGCCGAUUUACGAAGGCCUGGUGAUUUAGAUGGAAGUUUCCACGCGCACACUCAUCCCACGUCGAUCAUCUAUUCCACUUACCACCAAGUUUGUCAAGUUUUUUU